This is a messenger RNA of Paramecium primaurelia, 1591 nucleotides long. The record is from the annotation of a GenBank genome assembly. NCBI's taxonomy places the organism in Eukaryota, Ciliophora, Oligohymenophorea, Peniculida, Parameciidae.
AUGAAUAAUAAUACAACUAUUAUUCCCAAUCGAUAAUUCCCUAAUAAAUUAUUGACAUAAAUUCAAACUUUAGAUCCUCUUUAAAUUAGACUAAUAAUCCAAAAGGAAUUUUUAUAAGGAAAACUCUGCCAAAAUAUUUAACAUUAUGUUUUGAUCCAAAAUGCAGAUUAAUUAUAUUCAGAAAUAGUUUUGUUAUGGUAUCUUAGAAAGGAAAUUACAUAAGAUGAAGCUCAUUUAUUCAUAAAUAAAAGUGAUCCUAACUUAUUUCCAUUCCAACUCAUGUAAUAUUUAAUUAAUCCAUAAAACAAAUUACCUCUUCUUAGAUUAAUAUUUAAUACAUAAAACAUUUAAUUCGUUAAUUCAUCAUUAGAUAUAGUUUUGAUGGGUUUAUAAACUAAAAAGGAAGUCUCUUCUCUUUUAUUAGGUUUUGAUGAGUAAGUAUAAUAAUAUGAGAUAAAUUUGAUUUUAAAUCAUUAUCCUAAAUUGAGCCUAUUGAUUUCUUAUCAUUUAAGAAUAAAUCCUAAAUUUGAAGAGUUAAGUAGUUUUGAUACAAAUUUAAUAGCAAUUACUCUAAAAAGAUCAUAAACAAUUAAUAAAGGAAUUGAAACUUUACUUAAUUAUUUAUUAGAAUGUGAUGAUAAGAAAAGCAUAGUUGACAUCUUAAUUUAAUUGAAUUUUUAAAAUGAUACAGUUUUAAAUUUAGGAAUCUUAAAAUCUCCAGAAGAGGUUUAAUAUAAAGAAGAAUAUAUAUUUUUUGAGAAAUGGACUUAAACAAAAAGUUUUAAUGAAAAAAUAUGGGGUAGAUUCACUUCUUUAGUCAAUUAAAAGAUGAUUAAACUAGAUAAUUAAGAAUUCACAGUAAACAAUCUUAAUUUUGCUUAACCUCUUCUCAUUAAAGCAUUAUUUUCUUUGGUAAAAAGACAUACAAGCAAUUUUAUUAUAGAGAAUGCUAUUAAUAAAGAAAUUAAGAUGAAAUAAAAUCUAUUUUUAGAUUAUCCAGAAUUCUUUAAAGUAUUUUUUAUUGAUUACUCUUCAUUAUUAGAUCCAAAUUAUAAUAUGUAUAUAUAUAUAUUUAAUGAAAUAUUUAGGUUAAUUUUAGAAUCUUUAAAUGUAAUACUUACUCAUAUUUAAAGAACUGCAAAAUAACCAAUUGUAUAACAUUUAGUAAUUUUAUUAAAAUAAUAUAUAGAAAUUAUUACUUUGUUAAUUUUUAGUUUAAUGUAUAUCAAAAAUGGUAGAUCCAUAAAAGAUUGAGAUAAGUAUUUAUUAAUUUAUUUAAUAAUUACUUGCUAAAGAUAAGAGUUUGAAUUUUUAAUUUGCAGCUUCAUUAAAAUUAGAUUAAAUUGAAAAGGCUGUAAAGCAUAUUGAUUGCUUAUUUUUAUUAUUAUCUGAUUUAGAUUUAUUGUAAUAGAAAUUGGGUGAUAAAGAACGUUUUUAUUUAUUUUGUAAAUGUCUUUAAUAAAAGCAUAAAAGUGAAUUAUUGGAAAAACCAUUAGAAACUUAUUAAAAUGAAAAUUAGCUGAAACAUAAAUAUAAUACAAAUUUAAUAAUGAAAAAAAAAGAGGAUAGAGUGAUUGCUUAAUUAUUCUGA